Messenger RNA from Miscanthus lutarioriparius, 2565 nucleotides. Lineage: Eukaryota; Viridiplantae; Streptophyta; Magnoliopsida; Poales; Poaceae. The record is from the annotation of a GenBank genome assembly.
AUGCCUACCUUCCACACGUUCCUCCGCGGCCUCCUCAUCCUCACCCUGCAUCUGCAUGCUAUUCCUCUUGGUACUGGUGCAGCUGCAAGAGACGACGACGACACUCUGAUGCCAGGCCAGGCGUUCACCGUGGGCAACAAGCUCGUCUCCAGCAACGGCAAGUUCGCGCUGGGCUUCUUCCAGCCCAGCGCCGGCAACAUGAGCAAGCCGUCGUCGUCUACCUCUCCGGCCGGCUGGUACCUUGGCAUAUGGUUCAACAAGAUCCCUCUCUUCACUCCCGUCUGGGUCGCCAACCGGGAGCGGCCAAUCCUGGGGCCCUAUCUAAGUGCAACGCAGCUCCAGAUCUCAGUAGAUGGCAACCUGCUUGUCAUCGUCUCAAACAACGCCAACACCACACAAACACAAUCCGUCGUCAUCUGGUCCACCCACAUAGCAAAAGCCAACAACACGGCAACCUGCAGAGCCAUCCUCAAGAACAAUGGAAACCUUGUCAUAGAAUCAUUAGAAAACUCCUCCAAUAAUGCCACGGCGAUGGUGUGGCUGUGGCAGAGCUUCGACUACCCAACCAACGCGUUGCUCCCCCACGCCAAGAUCGGCUGGAACAAGGUCACUGGCCUCAACCGUGUGGGCAUCUCAUGGAAGAGCCAGAUCGACCCAGGCCUCGGCUCCUUCCACGUUGGGCUGGAGACCAACGCCACCACCAGGAAUAACGUCACCAUCAGGCGCCGGAUCUACCCCUACAAGACCUACUGGUGGUGGUCGCCCGACACGGCAGGAGGGAUGAAGAUCCCGGCGCUCAGGGCGCUGCUACACAUGAACCCGCAGACGAGUGGGCUGGUCGUCCCGGAGUACGUCGACGACAGCGAGGAGGAGUACUACAUGUACACCUCGCCGGACGAGUCCUCCUCCACCUUCUUCUCCAUCGACACGAAUGGCCAGGUGAAGAUGAACGUGUGGUCACACGCCAACCAGUCAUGGUACAGCAUCUACGUCCAGCCCGUGGACCCCUGCAGUCCCUACGCCACCUGCGGACCCUUCACCGUCUGCACGGGGAGCUCAGACCCGCCCUGCGAGUGCAUGGAGAGCUUCUCCCGGACGUCACCCCAGGACUGGGAUCUCGGUGAUCGGACAGGAGGGUGCUCCAGAAACACUCCCUUGGACUGCAGUGCCAACACCGGCGGCAGCAGCUCCACGGACGUGUUCCACCCCAUAGCUAGUGUCACGUUGCCCUAUGGCCCCCAAACCCAAAGCAGCCUGGAUACUAUGACCAGGAGCGAAUGCCAGCGAGCCUGCCUGAGCAACUGCUCCUGCACUGCUUACUCCUACCAGGACACCAAAUGCUCUGUCUGGCACGGCAAGUUGUUCGGUGUGAACCGGGAUGAUGGCAUCGAGAUCAGCUCUGAAGAUUCAAUCUACAUCCGCCUCGCCGCCGGAGAUUUUUCAAGCUUGACGCGAGGUAUGACAAGAAAACCACUACCUAUUGGUGCCAUUACUGCUGCAAGCGUAAUCGGUUCUGGGGUGCUGCUAAUCGUCAUACUGAUGAUCUCAAGGAAGAAGAGGUUCAAGUACUGGUGUGGUGUGUCAUCACCGGCGCCAACCAGUCAAGCUAGUGUUGGAGUUGCUGUCUUCAGCUACGCCGAUUUAGGUCGUGCUACAAGGAAUUUCUCAGAGAAGCUGGGAGCAGGAGGCUUUGGUUCCGUAUACAAGGGAGUAAUAAGUGGCCUCUCUACCGUAGCGGUGAAAAGGCUUGACGGUGUCCGCCAGGGAGAGAAGCAAUUCAGGGCAGAGGUGAGUGCACUUGGACUCAUCCAACACAUCAAUCUGGUCAAAUUGGUUGGUUUCUGCUGUCAAGGUGAUAAGAGGCUGCUUGUGUACGAACAUAUGUGCAAUGGUUCUCUUGAUUCCCAUCUCUUCCAAAGGAAUGAUGCUGCGGCUGUCCUAGACUGGAGCACCAGACAUCAUAUAGCUAUUGGGGUUGCUAGAGGAUUGUCCUACCUCCAUCAGAGUUGUCGCGAAUGCAUCAUACACUGUGACAUCAAGCCAGAAAACAUACUUCUCGAUGAAUCCUUUGUACCUAAAAUUGCAGACUUUGGGUUGGCGUCGGUCGUAGGCAGGGAUUUUAGCCGGGUUCUAACUACAUUUAAAGGAACUAUGGGGUAUCUUGCCCCAGAGUGGCUCAGCGGGGUUCCUAUCACGUCAAAAGUUGAUGUUUAUAGCUUUGGCAUGGUACUGAUGGAAAUCAUAUCAGGAAGAAGGAAUGCAUCUGUUGUAUCCAACACUACCAGCAUGGACCAUGUUUCUUAUUUCCCUGUGCGUGCCAUGGGCCAGCUUCAUGAGGGAGAUGUGCAGAGCUUGGUGGAUCCAAAUUUACUUGGAGACUUCAGCUUGGAGGAGGCUGAGAGGGUUUGCAAAGUAGCAUGCUGGUGUAUCCAGGACAAUGAGUCCGACCGGCCAACAAUGGGUGAAGUAGUUCGAGUUCUUGAGGGUCUACAGGACCUUGAUAUUCCUCCGAUGCCAAGACUGCUUGCUGCUCUUACAGAAUGCUCCAGCGUGGCUGCAAUGUAA